ACAGCUGCCAGAGAUGUCAAAAUCUGUUCUGCGACCUCUGCUAUUCCAGAUCCAGCCCCUGAUCCUUCGCCGGCUGUGUCUUCAGCCUCCGAAGGAGGGCAUCCAGCUGUCAAACACUGAACGCCCGCCAAAAGAUCCACCGGAUGAGGGCUACGAGCCCACAAGUGUUGACCAUGAUGGCAUUGAUGUGCCCGACUUUGUGAACCCCGCCGCCUUUCGCCAGUUCAGCGGGCCGGAAGAGCAACUGGGCCCGGGAGCAGGCAAGGCUGAGGAGUAUAAGAAUGGUCACUACUUUGCCUACCAUCGCUUCUCGUUUUACGAAUUACAGACCCAGGCCGCAGAAAUGCGUGACGAGCGGCGCCUCGACGGCGGACUUCAGGCCUCUAUUGAAGUGGAUGAGGAGUCGGUGGACCAGGAAAAACAUAUGGAAGUCAUGAAGAAACUGGAAGCCGAGUGCGAUGAAAUCCUGGCCGCGCAAGCCAAGGAAAUCAAGGCGACCAAGAGUCCUGCCAAGAAGGAGACGGCAAAAGAGGACAAGAAGCUUGAGGAGAAGCAGAAGCUUGAGGAGAAGCAGAAGCUUGAGGAGAAGCAGAAGCUUGAGAAGAAACACGAGAAAAAUGAGAAGAAACCUAAGAAGGAGCUCGAGAAGAAGGAAAAGAAACUUGAGAAGAAGCUCGGUGAGGACAAGAAACUUCAAAAAAAGAAUCUUGAGCCGAAGGAUAAGCUUGAAAAGAAGGAGAAACUCGAGGAAAUGACCGAAGAGGAGCUGAAAGAAUGGUGCCUAAAGAAAGAGGCAGCUAUUAAAGAAAAGGAAAAACUGAAGACAGAAAUGAAAGGAAAGGAGAAACCAGACGGGGCAAAAGCCGAGAAACGACUCCAGGAUAUGAACGAAAAGGAGCUCUUGGAGUGGUGUCUCAAAAAGGAAGCAGACAUUAAGGAAAUUGUGAAGGAAGAAGCUGAGCAAGCCAAGAAAGGCUCAACACCGGAAGCUAAUAAGAAAUGAGCAGUAGAAGAAGCGAAGCAAAAACAAAGAAUAAAAUUAUAAUAAUUAAAAUUCAGCCAAAACUACAACCACCCCCUUAAAAACUCACCACCGAGGUGGUAAAAGUCCUCACUGAGACCACCACAGCAAAGAUUCAAACCAUGUACAGUUUUACAGCCACUGGCACCUCAAACUGUGAACUCUUUGCGGUCGCCUUGA
This is a messenger RNA of Drosophila kikkawai, 1201 nucleotides long. RefSeq names its product DNA ligase 1. Gene Ontology annotation, cellular component: mitochondrion. The record is from RefSeq and is a predicted model, not a curated record. Lineage: Eukaryota; Metazoa; Arthropoda; Insecta; Diptera; Drosophilidae.